Messenger RNA from Cynocephalus volans (Philippine flying lemur), 948 nucleotides. It is a transcript of the gene DPM2, whose product is annotated as dolichyl-phosphate mannosyltransferase subunit 2, regulatory. Gene Ontology annotation, molecular function: enzyme regulator activity. Gene Ontology annotation, cellular component: endoplasmic reticulum membrane; dolichol-phosphate-mannose synthase complex. The record is from RefSeq and is a predicted model, not a curated record. Gene Ontology annotation, biological process: GPI anchor biosynthetic process. The coding region runs from base 47 to 301 and encodes 84 amino acids. NCBI's taxonomy places the organism in Eukaryota, Metazoa, Chordata, Mammalia, Dermoptera, Cynocephalidae. The transcript has 4 exons.
AUCCGGAACCGGAUGUAGUUUUCUGCUCCGGUGGCGGAGCGCAGAGAUGGCCACGGGGACAGACCAGGUGGUGGGACUCGGCCUCGUCGCAGUUAGCCUGAUCAUCUUCACCUACUACACCGCCUGGGUGAUUCUCUUGCCAUUCAUCGACAAACAGCAUGUCAUCCACAAAUAUUUCCUACCCCGAGCCUAUGCUGUCGCCAUCCCACUGGCCGCGGGCCUCCUGCUGCUCCUGUUCGUGGGGUUGUUCAUCACCUACGUAAUGCUGAAAAACCAGAGGGUGACCAAGAAGACUCAGUGAAGGCCCAGUGGGGAUGAGGCUGCUGGCCCCUUCUCUGCAUCCCCUCCAGGGCAGGGACCAAGGGUGGGAACCUGCAGGACCAGUCCAGGCAUUGUGGCCCCCUCUACCCUGGCUGCCCUGCAGACAUCCCUGUGGGCAGGAGCUCUUCAGGACUCAGCCCUGUCUGGCCGGAGCCCCCCUCCUCCCCUCCUUACCUUUCCAGAAGCCAGAAGGGAGGAGUGCCUGGAAGCUUCCCUCUCAGCCCUUCCAGCUACGGGCCUGAAAAGUGCUGGUCCUCCCCACUUCACUUUCAGCCUCCUUGUCACUGUUUCUUCUGGGUUCUGCCCUCUUUCCUGUUUCCCUCCAGUCACAUGCUGAUGUUGGCCUUAGCAGGUUCUGAGGUGGCAUGUGACCUCCUCCCACAAGUCCUGCUCCUCCAUGAAGACAGCUUUCCUGAGUCUGACACAGCCCCAGAUCCCACAAGGACUUCUGGACCUGGAAAGCCGAGGGGAAGGAUAGAUGGACCCUAGGACCACCCCGGGGUCUCAGAGCACGUUAGGGCAGCCGCAGUGGGCCCCCAGACUGACUGCUCCUUAUGGAGGCCAAGUUCUCUGGUCCCAGGGCUGGCCUGUUUGUGAGAGCUCAAAAAUAAACGUUGAUUGUGUGUU